UUCCUCGUCAAAAAAAGAUUCACAGGAAAGUACCAGAAAACUUCCCUCCCCAGCCAGUAUAGAGCUGUGCUUCCCAUAGUAAAGGUGCUGAGGAUAAUGUAUCAAGAUGUCUGACAGGAAAGCUGUCAACCGCUACUACCCGCCAGACUUUGAUCCAAACAAACAUGGGUCAAUCAACAAGUAUCGCAACUCCCACCCUCUUCGGGAGCGGGCCAAGAGACUCAGCGAGGGAAUCCUGGUCAUCCGCUUUGAGAUGCCAUACAACAUCUGGUGUGGGGGAUGUGGCAAACACAUUGGCAUGGGUGUCCGCUAUAACGCAGAGAAGACGAAAGUGGGGAACUACUACACCACCCCGAUUUAUCGAUUCAGGAUGAAGUGCCAUCUGUGUGACCAUUACUUUGAGAUGGAAACGAACCCGAUGGAGUGUGACUACUCUAUCGUGACGGGGGCCACUCGCAAAAACCAGAAAUGGGACAUGGCUGAGAACGAGCAGGUUCUAACAGAAGACCGAGAAACCGUCAAGAAAUUGGCAGCGGAUCCUAUGUUCAAGUUGGAGCAUGGUGUAGACGACAGCACCAAGCUAGAGAAGGUCAUUCCAACUCUGCAUGAACUGGAGACCACUCAAACAAGUUGGAAGAAUGAUUUCGACCAGAACAGGAUGCUGAGGCAGAAAUUCAGGAUGGAAAAGAAAGAAAUCAAGUCUGCAGAUGAGAAAGAUCAAGCCUUGCUGGUGAAAUCGUCUUUGGAUAUCGCUUUAGUUCCUGAAAGCGAAGAGGACAAGAAAUUGGCAUCGCUGCUGCACUACAGCGCGGUAGAGUCAUCGGAUGAUGUACAGAAACGAAAAAGAGCAGAAAUCACAAACAGGAGCAUUUUCUCUUCAAAGUCAGCGCAAUUGAAUUCCUCCUCAUCUUCCAGUCCAGAAACACCAGCAAUGUCGCCCUCAUUGUCGAAAAAGUCACCUUCCCGAUCGUCCACAGAUAUCAGAAAGGGCAUUGACCUCAUUGAGAAGCUUAAAUCCAUGAAGAGAGUCGGUAAAGGUUUCAGUGACUUUGGCGCUGAUGUGAGGAGAGUGUCUCGGAAAAGAGUUGAGAAUGAGAUUGGGAUAGCUGUGGUGAAGAGGAGGAAAAGUCAGAAAGAGGACAGUCCGAUCGAUGAUAAGUGCGAGAGUGAGACCUUGGUGCAGGGGAAAGAACCGUCGAUGGAGUUGGAAAGUGGUGAUUCAAAUCAUGAGGUGCAGCAGAGGAUGUUCAUUUUUGAACAUGUUUCUCCGACUUUGAGUGAGGAACAGCCUGGAUUGGAAGAUAGAGUGUUAGAGGGUAAUAGCGAAGAGAGCGAGGAGCGUGCCGACUUAAGAGACCAGGUCUUAUCGGAAAGGAGUCAACAAAGUUCUGCUUGUCAAGACUUCGUAAGACAUCCACAAAAUGGCACUGCACAAUCUGUGAAGAAUUUUAAGACGAUAAAUCAUGGUGACAUGGGUGUUAAGUCCUUAGUGUUGUGUGACUACAGUAGUAGUGACAGCGAUGAUUGAAUGUGUCGGAACCAGGAGAAAGUCUAUAUUCAAAUGUUUAGUGGUGAUUGCGGUGGUCCUUCAUGCUGCCGAAUCAUGGACAAUUAAUCCAGAGAUAGAAAAAAGCGCAUUGAUGCCUUUGAGCUGAAUUGCUAAAGACAGGAUAGAAGUUUUCUUGGCAUACACUACACCUCACACACUCCAAAUACCCAGGUCAUCGAGCAUUGGGGUCGCCCCAAUGGCUGCAUGAUGAAGAUGUUGGAACAAAACAAAACAAGAGAAGACAUUUAAUGCCUUUGAGAUGAUUUUAUACGGGGGCUGCUCCAAGUUCGUUACUCAAGCCACACUACAAGCCUGUGCUUGAUGAAAUGGAGAGCUGGUAUUGGCAAGCAAGAGAGAUUGCUUACAGGCGUC
Asterias rubens (European starfish) is the source of this 1921-nucleotide messenger RNA. Its product is annotated as coiled-coil domain-containing protein 130-like. The transcript is spliced from 6 exons. Lineage: Eukaryota; Metazoa; Echinodermata; Asteroidea; Forcipulatida; Asteriidae. Gene Ontology annotation, cellular component: post-mRNA release spliceosomal complex; U2-type spliceosomal complex. The record is from RefSeq and is a predicted model, not a curated record. Gene Ontology annotation, biological process: mRNA splicing, via spliceosome. The coding region runs from base 107 to 1528 and encodes 473 amino acids.